GUGUAACGGCGCCCGCUGCAGCCCGCUCGGUUAUUGUGCUCGCUCUGGCCGGCGCGAUGCCGCCCGUGGUGCUGGUCACCGGCGCCAGCAGUGGAAUCGGCUCCGCCCUAUGCAAGCGGUUGCUGCGGGAGGACGCUGGGGUCCGGCUCUGCCUGGCCUGCCGGAGCAUGCAGAAGGCUAGUGCCACCAAGGCCGUGCUGCUGGCCGCCCACCCGACCGCCCAGGUCACCCUCGUGCGCCUGGAUGUCAGCAGCCUGGAGUCCGUCCUGCGGGCAGCCAGCGAGAUCCAGCGCAGGUUUCAGCGCUUGGACUAUCUCUUCCUGAAUGCUGGGAUCAUGCCAAAUACGCAUGUUAACUUCAAAGCACUGAUCUCUGGUCUCUUUUCUGGGAAAGCAGUCCACAUGCUGAGCACAGCAGAGGGGCUGAUAACUCAAGAAGACUGCAUCACUGCAGAUGGCCUGCAGGCGGUGUUUGAAACCAACUUCUUUGGGCACUUUAUACUGAUUCGGCAGCUUGAGCCUCUGCUAUGUUGCCUUGAAAAGCCCUCCCUGCUCAUCUGGACCUCUUCCAGCAAUGCCAGGAAGUCUGCUUUCAGUCUCACUGACUACCAGCACAGCAAAGGCAAAGAGUCUUACAGUUCCUCCAAAUAUGCCACUGACCUUGCUAGUGUGGCUCUGAACAAGCACUUUAACAAGCAGGGGCUGUAUUCCAGUGUAGUUUGCCCAGGGCUUGUGAUGACUAACUUGACUUAUGGAAUUCUGCCAUCUUUCUUCUGGAAGUUGCUUAUGCCCAUCAUGUGGAUAAUACGCUUUUUCACCAAGACUUACACACUAACUCCGUACAAUGGAGCAGAAGCUCAGGUAUGGCUCUUCAAACAAAAGCCAGUGUCACUGGAUGCACUAAUGAAAUAUCACAGCUGUAUUUCACCAAUGGGGAAGAACUAUGUGGAGUCCCGAAAGAUGGAUGUGGAGGAAGAAACUGCUGAAAUAUUUUAUCAAAAGCUGUUGGAACUGGAGAAGCAUUUUCUAGCAAGAUUGAAUGCUCCCUUGAGCCCCAAGUAACAAGAGCCAGACAAGGCCUCUAGUGACGCAUCUUUCUGGCACUAGUGACAUUGGAGUUCCUUCUAAGUGGGUAUUAUGCAUUUGCAGUAGAGGCUUUCUUGGAGACAUGUGGCUUUCUAGCACCUCUCUCCUCUGCUCAGUCUGGGAAGGAGUAUCCUCCUAGAAUUGGAGGUGUGAGAGGGAUUGAAUAGUUAUUUAGUCUCCUGGAGUCCAGUACAGGAUUGCUCUCUACACAUUCUAGUAACUUGCCUAAACGAGACCUCUAUUUCUGUACAUGUCAUGGUCUUUACAAUAAACUUCAGCCUCCAAGAACUACUGAGAAAAAGCAUGAAUGAGUUGAGAGCUCAGUGUGAGCACAAGAUGAAAAUAGGUGGAAGGGCUGCUGUUGGGCAGAAGGCCCCUCAGGUGCUAGGCUUCCUAGAUAGCCACAUGUGACGGCUAAGGUCAGACUCUUCAAAAGCUGAUCAACAUGUCUACAUGGACACUGCAUGCUAGAGUACUGCAGCUUGACACCCCAGCUUGCAGCACACUAUGGCCAUGUGGUUCCUGCUCACUAGAAGCCCUGUAGUGUGCUUUGAUCUUUCAAGCAUGAGUAGAUCUUGGCAUCCCCCACAGCCAUGGCACAAGAUUUACAAAAUCAUUGUGAUACAUGUGUGGGUGCUGUGUAGUGAGCAUUGAUAUGUGUCCCACAACGUGGUUUACGUUCUGGACUGCAGUUAGUAUUAACCUGACAGAGGAGAGAAGACAGCUCAGUGCUUUCCUCAUGGAUUGCACAAUCACAAGUCCACUGAUUGUAAGCAUUGAGAUGGAAUAGGUCUAGCUACCCAAGCAAUGGAACAACUACCAUAUUCUACAAGAUGGCCUAACUCAGGCUGAUUGGGGAAAACCAACCUGCUGCACAAGGAAGAACUCAUGCCUGUGCCAAAGACACCAUGAGCAGUCUGGUAAUUGAACCAGGUACAUGGAGGGGGGGAGAGGAUGUAAAGAAACAACUCAUCACCUGGGAGAGGAGGGAGUGUCUUUAGGAGACAAAACUGAGAUCAGGUCAGGUCCCAGGAUUUCCUUGGCUUCCUAAAAGAAGAUAAGCUGGUUCUGUUCUCCCGUAAUAAAAGAAAAGUCCAUGUAACUUA
Messenger RNA from Gopherus flavomarginatus (Mexican gopher tortoise), 2191 nucleotides. RefSeq names its product hydroxysteroid 17-beta dehydrogenase 7 (gene HSD17B7). The record is from RefSeq and is a predicted model, not a curated record. Bases 57 to 1061 code for a protein of 334 amino acids. Gene Ontology annotation, biological process: cholesterol biosynthetic process. Lineage: Eukaryota; Metazoa; Chordata; Testudines; Testudinidae. The transcript is spliced from 9 exons. Gene Ontology annotation, molecular function: estradiol 17-beta-dehydrogenase [NAD(P)+] activity; 3-beta-hydroxysteroid 3-dehydrogenase (NADP+) activity; 5-alpha-androstane-3-beta,17-beta-diol dehydrogenase (NADP+) activity. Gene Ontology annotation, cellular component: endoplasmic reticulum membrane.